AUGACAUCGUUCCCGCUUAGUCACAGUUUAAAGCGUGUGACUAAGCGGUCCAUUGCCCGAGGCCGGUCCCAAGCAUCACCCCAGCUUGCAGAACCACGGGUUUCCACUGGCGUCGCAUUCUACUUCAACCAAUUCGGGAGCUGCAGGCGCUGUGAGGGACUCGCCAUGGAUGCGCCUGGCGCGACAUCGCCGGACGAAAGUGCCGUGGAACGGAGCUCUACCGACACUGUACUAAGCCGAUCAUCCACAGACACAAUCCAAGAGACCCAGGACCAAAGCGUUCAAGAUAGCCAUAGCUCUAGUAGCAGUGGCGAUGAGGAAGAGGAUGAAGAGGCUGGGGAUGAGGACGAUUCCGACGACGAUGAGGAGCCCCGCCUGAAGUAUGCAUACCUCACGAAGCACUUGGGGUCAGUCUAUCGCAAUGGAGAUGCCACGAGCUCUUUCCUAGUUGCAGGAGACAAGAUGGUAGUGGGAACACAUAACGGAAACGUCCACGUCCUGUCUCUACCACUUCUGAAGUCUCUCCGGGUCUAUCAUGCACAUUCAGCGAGUGUCACGUCUAUAUCCGUAUCGCCUUUUCCGCCACCGCUCCCGAACCUCAAGCCAGACAUACUCGGUAAACAGACAUCAGAAGACCCUCGGCCACCUACACGGUCAUCUACUACAACUGGUAGUAUCCGCGGACAAGCAAGAUUGCCAAACCCUCCUUCGGUUCCUCCAACACCAUCCAAUUCGAUCUAUAUCGGAACAUCUUCAAUUGACGGCAAUGUGUGCAUCUCCUCGUUGGUAGAUCCCAAGGAUGUCAUGCUACGCAAUUUCGGCCGACCAGUGCAGUCUGUCGCUUUGUCACCAGACUACAAAAGUGAUCGGACCUUCCUGUCAGGCGGCCGGGCUGGUGAAUUGGUCUUGACCACGGGUGGCCGAAUUGGAGCGUCGUCCAAUUCUACAACAAUGGGUGGUGCCGCUGCAACAGCGUCAAGCUGGCUCGGAUCCAUGGGCUUGGCGUCUAACAGCGGGAAAGACACGGUCAUACACAGUGGUGAAGGGGCUAUAAGCACCAUUAGAUGGUCUUUAUCGGGCAAAUACGUAGUCUGGGUCAAUGAAGAAGGCAUCAAGAUCAUGCGUUCCAAUUUGCAUCUAGACUCCUCGGAGACCGAGUUCGCCUGGAAAAGAAUCAGCCACAUUGACCGCCCGAAUCGGCCUGGUUGGGAUGAAAUGUCCAGUGUCUGGAAGGCCCGCGCAGAAUGGAUUGACCAGUCUUCUUUGGACGACCAUGACCAUCUUAACCCCGAAGAUGGAAUCGAGACCGCCGGGACGAAAUCACCUAAGCCUAGCGAAAAGGUGGAAAAGUUGGUGGUUGGCUGGGGAGGGACCGUCUGGGUUAUUGAUGUCUACCCUGAAAGGGCAAGCAAAUCCUCCAAGGGUGAGAAACUUGGAUCCGCAGAGGUUGUCACCAUAUUACGAACUGACUGCGUGGUAUCGGGCAUUUCGCUGUACACGCCCCGUCUUCUCGUCAUUCUCGCAUAUAUGGAAUCCGAAGGAGAAAGUAGAUCGAACGGAACGGAUACCGGACGCCACAAUCGGCAACGGGGCCUUGAGCCGGAGCUUCGCGUGAUUGACAUCGAAACCAAAGAAGAAAUCAGCGCUGAUACUCUUUCCAUCAAUCGGUUUGAAGGACUCUCGGCAUCUGAUUAUCACUUGAGCGUUCUCCCGCCGUGGAAGACAACCGAGGGCCAGGUGGUCCAGCGUGGAGCUCUAGGAGCCCUGGGGUAUGGGUUAUUGGAUGCCACCAUGUACUCAGCUCGGCUCUUCAGCUCAGGCGCUAGCAUCCGCAGUACCACCAGCAGCGGCGACAAGGGCUCGAGCAGAGCCCCGCCUUCUUUCAGGUCCAGGUCCACCUAUGGCGACGAUUCCAUCCCAAAAGAGGUUCAAGAAGUUUCAGGUGCCCCUGGUGCCAAGAUCUUCGUCCACAGUCCAUAUGACUGCGUGGUUGCUGUCAAAAGGGACCUUGCUGAUCGUUUGGCCUGGUUAGAUAUGCAUGGCCAGUACGAGGAGGCAUGGAGUUUAGUGGAUAAGCAUCCCGAAGCCGCGGGUUCAGCGCCUGAUGUCAGCGAUAUUAUUUCCGAGGCUGCUGGCAGAUCACAAACUAGCCUUGGUGAUUUCUUUGCCGACGACAGAUCAUCCAUGACAACGACCGGGCAGCCAAAGGUCUCUGCCGCUGAGCAAGAAAAGGCUCGCCUCGGAGAACUCUGGGUCAAACAGCUUGUGGCGCAGGAGAAAUGGACUGAAGCAGUCAGAGUCUGCGGCAAAGUGAUUCGUAAUGCUCCACAGUGGGAGCAUUGGGCAUGGAUUUUCAUCAACAAUGAUCGACUUGAUGAGAUUACGCCCCAUAUUCCGGUUGAUUUGAACCCACCUUUAUCCGCCGUGGUAUACGAAGCCAUUCUCCUUCAUUACGUGUCCCGAGAUUUGGACAAGCUCAAAGAGUUGAUCGAAACAUGGCCUUCAGAUCUGUUCGAUUCAAGCACAAUCACAGAAGCCAUCGAAGCUCGACUGAACACGGAGUCUAUGAAAGUUGAUUCUGAGGACUGGCGAACACUUACGGAUUGUCUCGCCAAAUUAUUCUUGGUUGGAGGGCAUUACCGCGAAGCUUUGCGUUGCUACAUUCGACUAAAAGACGCAGACGCAGCGAUGUCCUUAGUCCGCGAACACCGCUUGCUGGAUGCAGUCACCGAUGACAUUCCGGCAUUCAUCACGAUCCGAGUUUCUAAAGCGCAGAUGAAGUCAGCCCGGAAGUCGGAGUUAGAGGAGCUGACCUCCGAACCUACCCGCCUACUCGUCAGCGAAGCAUACACAGGAAUUGUCCUCCCUGAGACUGUGGUUUCGCAAUUGAUUGACGAGGACCGACAUCUGUUUCUCUAUUUCUAUCUCCGUGCGCUCUGGCGUGGCGAGUCAUUGCCCCAUGGUGGUCCCAAACCUCGCAGAGGACGUGGGGCUCAUGCUCGAGACGCGGCUAGCAAGCUUGCUGCCGAUGAAGGCAAAGCCUUGAUCGACAAUUUCGCCGACACGACCGUUGAGGUCUUUGCUGAUUACGACAGGCCUCUUCUGAUGGAAUUCCUGCAAAACAGCAUUUCAUAUUCCUUUGAGAAAGCAACACAAAUCUGCGAAGAGCACAAGUUCACAUCUGAGUUGAUUUAUCUACUCUCAAAGAUGGGUCAAACUAAACGUGCCCUAAAUUUGAUUCUGUCAGACCUCAAGGACGUUUCCCAGGCCAUAUCAUUUGCCAAAUCCCAAGAGGAUCCAGACCUUUGGGAAGAUCUACUGGAUUAUUCCAUGGACAAGCCGAAAUUCAUCCACGGCCUCCUAGUCGAGGCCGGGACGGCCAUUGAUCCCAUCAAAUUGGUGCGCCGAAUUCCAAGCGGGCUGGAAAUCGAAGGACUCAGAGAGGGCCUGACUCGCUUGAUCCGCGAACACGACCUCCAGGCUAGUAUCAGCCAAGGCGCAGCCCGAGUCAUGCAAAGUGAGGUCGCUCUCGGCAUGGACUCCCUGCGCAAAGGUCAGCGCCGCGGAAUCAAAUUCGAUGUCCACGAAGAUGGAGAGCAGGAUGCCAACCAAACACCGACAAUCAAGACCAAAAACCAGGAUCAAGUAUCCGAAACUAGGGGUAAAAGAUUUGCGGCUCCCGGGCAAGGCAAAUGCGGCGGAUGCAACACUGCUUUCUGUGCAAACGAGCGAGAAAUCCUUGUUGGAUUUGCGUGUGGCCACAUCUUCCAUCUUUCCCACCUGCAUGCAGAUACAUCUCAAUCUGGCACGAACAGUCGCGAUCAAUCUAAAGACCACACACCUCGGCCCAUGUCACCGGUCGACGAAUCCUCAGCCACUGCUUCUCGCAGCAUCGGCCCCAAAGUGACGACGGCACGAAUCUUGCGUGAUAAGAUUGGCAGUGGAUGUCGGAUUUGCGCGUUGACAAGAGAGAUUGAAUCACUCGGGGACUCUGAGUCUUGA
This is a messenger RNA of Penicillium olsonii, 4002 nucleotides long. The record is from the annotation of a GenBank genome assembly. NCBI's taxonomy places the organism in Eukaryota, Fungi, Ascomycota, Eurotiomycetes, Eurotiales, Aspergillaceae.